Aspergillus clavatus NRRL 1 is the source of this 1986-nucleotide messenger RNA. Its product is annotated as tetratricopeptide repeat protein. The transcript has 2 exons. Gene Ontology annotation, molecular function: protein binding. Gene Ontology annotation, cellular component: cytosol; peroxisomal membrane. The record is from RefSeq and is a predicted model, not a curated record. NCBI's taxonomy places the organism in Eukaryota, Fungi, Ascomycota, Eurotiomycetes, Eurotiales, Aspergillaceae. Bases 1 to 1986 code for a protein of 661 amino acids. Gene Ontology annotation, biological process: protein import into peroxisome matrix, docking.
AUGUCGUUCCUCGGUGGCGCUGAGUGCUCAACGGCGGGAAACCCGCUCACACAAUUCACCAAGCACGUCCAAGAUGAUAAGUCCCUACAACGGGACCGUCUCGUUGGACGGGGUCCCGGGGGCAUGCAGGAGGGCAUGCGGUCGCGGGGUAUGAUGGGUGGUCAAGAUCAGAUGAUGGACGAGUUUGCCGCACAACAGCCCGGCCAGAUCCCCGGGACCGCACCACAACCUUUCGCAAUGGAACAGCUACGACGAGAGCUAGAUCACUUCCAGACUACUCCGCCAAGGACAGGCUCCCCCGGGUGGGCAGCCGAGUUUGAUGCUGGGGAGCACGCCCGGAUGGAGGCUGCCUUUGCCGGUCCCACUGGUCCUAUCAUGAACAAUGGAUCUGGAUUCACAUCUGCGGAGUUUGCUCGCUUCCAACAACAGAGUCGGGCUGGUAUGCCACAGACAUCAAACCCGGUUACGUCCGCGUCGCCAAUGAUGGCCGGCUACCAGCGGCCCAUGGGCAUGAAUAUGGGGUACAUGGGUAUGGGGGGGAUGGGGAUGAUGCACCAAGCGUAUAAUCCCAUGGGGAUGCAACAGCAGCCAGCAGAAGCCACGACCCAGGACAAGGGCAAGGGACGCAUGGUCGAGCUAGACGACGUGAAUUGGGAGGCGCAGUUUGCCGAGAUGGAGACGGCGGGCAACCAAACGCUGGACGAUGAAGCUGCCGCAGCUAUGGAGGCGGAGUUGAACGAUCUUGACAGGUCAGUCCCCGUUACUGACGCCAGUAAUUCACAAGAUUACGGUGAAUUUGAGAGCGUCUGGGAAAGAGUCCAAGCUGAAUCGUCCGCGGCAAAUAGGAAACUGGUCGAGGAAGAUGCCUCUUUCGAUAUCAACGAGAACCUGCACAUGGGAGAUCUGGGCGAGUGGGACGGUUUCGACAAUCUGAACACGCGCUUCCGGGAUCCUCAGCUCGGCGACUAUAUGUUCGAGGAAGAAAACGUUUUCCGCAACGUGACCAAUCCCUUUGAAGAAGGUGUCAAGAUCAUGCGUGAAGGUGGAAACUUGUCUCUGGCUGCUCUGGCAUUCGAGGCGGCUGUACAGAAAGACCCGCAGCACGUCCAAGCGUGGACGAUGCUGGGAUCGGCUCAAGCCCAGAACGAGAAGGAGCUUCCUGCCAUCCGGGCACUAGAGCAGGCCUUGAAGGUGGAUCCAAACAGCUUGGAUGCACUGAUGGGGCUGGCCGUCUCCUACACUAACGAAGGCUAUGACUCGACAGCCUACCGCACUCUUGAGCGUUGGCUUUCCGUGAAGUACCCGCAGAUUAUCAACCCCAAGGAUCUCUCGGCUGAUGCAGAUCUCGGGUUCACUGAUCGCCAGGUUCUCCACGACCGGGUUACCGAUUUGUUCAUCAAGGCGGCCCAGCUGUCACCAUCCGGAGAGCACAUGGAUCCAGACGUCCAGGUUGGUCUGGGUGUUCUUUUUUACUGUGCUGAAGAAUACGACAAGGCAGUUGACUGCUUCUCCGCUGCUCUGCAUUCCACCGAAUCCGGCACAGUCAAUCAGAAAGAGCAGUUGCAUCUGCUGUGGAACCGUCUCGGCGCUACACUUGCCAACUCGGGCCGCUCCGAGGAGGCAAUCCAAGCAUACGAGGAAGCCCUGACGAUCAACCCCAACUUCGUCCGUGCUCGGUACAAUCUUGGUGUCUCCUGCAUCAACAUCGGUUGUUAUCCCGAAGCCGCACAGCAUCUCCUCGGUGCGCUGUCCAUGCACCGCGUCGUUGAACAGGAAGGCCGUGAGCGUGCUCGCGAGAUUGUUGGAGGCGACGGUGGUAUUGACGAUGAGCAACUCGAGCGGAUGCUCCACAUUAGCCAGAACCAGAGCACCAACCUGUACGACACGCUGCGGCGGGUUUUCAGUCAGAUGGGACGACGGGAUCUGUCCGACAUGGUGGUAGCGGGCAUGGACGUGAACGUUUUCCGGAAGGAAUUCGAGUUUUAA